AAUCAGGUCCAGUGAUUGGGGAGUUUGUGAGCCAGUUGAUGCCUCUGCUGUGCUGCUGCCUUCAACCAGACAGAGACAUAGAGAUGAGGAUGACCAUCUUCACAAUGCUUGCUAAGUUGCUACUAGAUGCAACAAACACACUGGAUUCCCAGGGGCAUUUCCGUGACGAGGCAGAGAAGUUCCUGUGUGACGUCUUGCUUCCUAACCUGGUGUGGCGGGCAGGCCGUUCUGCAGCUGCCGUCCGCACCUCUGCCCUCAGCUGUCUGCUGGCCCUGCUGCAUGGAGGGGCCAUCGCACCUGGACAGCUGCUGUGUCUGGAGGAGAAGGUGAGUCCCCAGGUGUUGUCGGCCCUGGAGGAGGACUCUCAGAUGGCCCGGCUGCUGGCCUGUCGCUCCCUUUCCACCAUACUCCGACUUAUAGGAGCCAGUCUGCACCCUGAGGCCCUCAACAAGAUCUACCCCGUGCUGCUGAAGCGUCUGGACGACAGCAGUGAGGAGGUGCGCAGCGUGGCCCUGCAGGCCCUCGGGCUGUGGCUCUCCAGCCUGACCAAAGACUACCCCCCCGAGCUCUAUGCUGCUCAUCUGCAGCUCCUCUUCCAGCAGCUCCUCCUGUACCUCGACGACCCCGACGACUCGGUGCAGGGCCAAGUGCUCGAGAUCCUGAAGAAAGGUAGCUCAGUCCAUCCGUCACUUCUGCAAAGGGAGGCGGAGGCGGUGAGAGACAAACAGCGGAGUCCUCUCUACUGCGACCAGCUGCUCCAGCACAUCAGCUCUCUGCCAGCAGGGGCAGGAGCAGAUUAAUGUGCCUUACUUCAAAAAAAAAUGUUCUCCUCACAUUUUGAACCAUUUAUGAACCUAUAACAACAUGCUGGAAAUAAUAUGAUGGUGCAUUUUUUUCUUAAAGACUUGAUACCCUUAACAUUACCUGAUGUGUAUUGGCCUUAAAUGUAUCAUUCCUCAUGGGGUGAGUAGGUGAUCUCUGGUUCCUCUUUUAAUUCAGAAUGUCUCCUUCUCAAUUUGUUAAAGAAGAGUUGUUUUGCUUUCAUUCUUCUUCUUCUUGAGUCUGUUCCUAUGUACAGUUUUAAGGAAGACAAACCCAGUGUGUUUAAAUGUGUUAUUAAUGUACUGAUGAGUCUUCUUUGUGCCUUCCUGAACCCAAACUCUCAGCAAGUUGUGAUUGUUGUCUUUAA
Notothenia coriiceps (black rockcod) is the source of this 1189-nucleotide messenger RNA. RefSeq names its product dynein axonemal assembly factor 5 (gene dnaaf5). Gene Ontology annotation, cellular component: cytoplasm. The coding region runs from base 39 to 800 and encodes 253 amino acids. Lineage: Eukaryota; Metazoa; Chordata; Actinopteri; Perciformes; Nototheniidae. Gene Ontology annotation, biological process: outer dynein arm assembly; inner dynein arm assembly; cilium movement. The transcript has 6 exons. The record is from RefSeq and is a predicted model, not a curated record. Gene Ontology annotation, molecular function: dynein intermediate chain binding.